AUAUAAGUUAUUUCAUUACUUGUAAAAUAAGAAUUUUCAAGUUAAAUUAUUUCUGAAUAUAAAUAGGUGACAUUCAUGUUGGAGCAUACCAAAAAUGAUAGUAUGCCACAUAAAUGAAGAUAGAGGGAGUAGUUACAAAGACAUGGUUAUUUGUCACAACGUUAUUACAAUGUAAUUAUUGACAUCACCUUUCAUUGCACAGAUAUAAUUACAUAAUUAAAUAUUUUUUAAUUUUAAAAUGAAAUUUAAUUAUCAGAAAUAGAAUAAACUUCUUUUAGAGAGAAGAAAGAUAACAAAGAAGAAAAAGGAGAAUGACUUGCAUAGUGUUGCUCAAGUCAAAGGAUGAGAAAUCUAAUAUUGUGUGGGGUGGAAAUUGAAAGUGAUCUUUAUCUUUGUUUUUUGUGGAAAGUGAUCUCAUUUCCUCAUCAACUUGAAAGAGAAAUAGCAAUUAUUCAUUUCUAUCCAUCAUUUGACUUCAUCCUCUUCCGUUUCUCUUUCACAGAAUUAUUUUUUCUCUGUAACACUUGUUAACUUUAGAUCCACAAUAUACUUUUUUAUUCCACUUCAUUACAACUUCCACUUGGUGUUCCAAGAACUAAUGAAGUCCACAAUAAAUCCCAGCGGGGUUAGCUCCUAGCUUGAAUGUCGCAGAGGUCAAUUUAAAAACAACGUAGAAUAAUCUCAGACAAACUGAAAAAUCAGUGUGUGGGAGGGAAGACGAGUAAAUGGCUCACGCUGCCGUCGUAUCUCUUCAACAAAAGCUGCAGGAAAUGCUGAAAGACUCCAAUUCUCGUUACUGUGAACUACGUCAACUACGUCAAAUGAUCAGUUCCUGGCACGCUUUUCUGGAGGACUCUUUGUCGAAAAGAAAUGCUCCAGAAGCAGUGGAAUAUUUGGAGAAGCAGGUUAAUCAUUUGGCAACUCAACUUCUAGAUAGUAUCAACUUAUAUGAAUUGAAAAAGAGAUCACCUGGUUCCUAUCCAGAAAGUUGGAAAGUGUUCCAGGAAGAGGUAGUGAGAGCAGGUUCCGAUAGCAUAAAGGAAUAUUUGAUGAAGGUUAAGAAUGCUCGGAAUGACAUUGAUGCUCUGCCAACAUGGGAACACAUCGAGAAUGAUUCAGAAUACCGUCCCCAUCUCCAAGCUACUGUGUUAGACCUUGAUAAUGACUUAAUGACUGUUAAAUCUCGGCUUUUAUGUCCUCCUUCAAAGCUAGACGUCAUCUCAAUUGUUGGCAUGGGAGGAAUUGGCAAGACGACUCUUGCUAGGAAAGUUCAUGAUGAUAUUUACAUGGAGCAUCACUUCUAUAUUCGUGCUUGGAUUACUGUAUCUCAAAUGCAUCAACGUAGAGAAAUGUUGUUGAGCAUUUUGAGGUGUUUAUCACUGGUCAAUGACAACACCUACCUAAAGAGUAAUGAGCAAUUAGCAGAACAAGUUUACAAAAGUUUGAAAGGAAGGAGAUAUCUUAUUGCAAUGGAUGAUGUUUGGGACACCAAUGCAUGGGAUGAUGUGAAAAGAUCUUUUCCAGAUGAUAAAAAUGGAAGCCGUGUCAUACUGACUAGUCGGCUAGCAAAUGUCGGUAACCAUGCUAGCUCAGGCAGCCCUCAUUACAUGCGGUGCCUAAGUGUGGAACAGAGCUUGAAGUUGUUCAACUUAAAGGUGUUUGGAAGGGAGACUUGCCCCUUUGAGCUGGAGAAAGCUACCAAGCAAAUAGUCGAGAAAUGUCAAGGACUACCACUAGCAAUAGUUGUGGUUGCUGGAUUUUGUUCCAAGAUCAGCAAGACGGAAAACUGUUGGGAAGAUGUAGCACAUAAAAUUGGUCUGGUUAUGAGUAGGAACACAGAAGAAUGCCUGGACUUACUCGCCUUGAGUUAUAACCAUUUGCCACGUCACUUGAAGACAUGCUUCCUGUAUAUGGGAGUUUUUCCAAAAGACUUUGAGAUUAGUGUUUCAAGACUAAUCAAGCUAUGGAUCGCUAAGGAAUUUGUAGAAUGGACACCUGCAAAGGACUUGGAAAGUUAUUUCUCAGAAGAAGAAAAGGACCUCGGAGAUUAUUUCUCAAAAAAAGAAAAGGACUUAGAAGAAGUUGCUGAGGGAUACCUGAGAGAUCUUAUAGAUAGAAGUCUAAUUAUGGUUAGGAAAAAGACCUCAAGUGGCAAGGUCAAAACAUGUGAGGUUCAUGAUCUAUUGCAUGAUUUAAUCGUAAGAGAGGCAUGGAAGGAGAGAUCAAUCUACUUUACUAAAUCUAAUUUGAUAGUUUCUCCACCAGUGGCAUCUUUUGAGCAUCGCAUCAUUUUCAAUUUUCGCAUAGCCCCAGAGUUGAAGUAUGAUUAUGGUGGACCUUCACUUCCUUAUGCAAGUUCUUUUCUUUGUUUUGGAAAAGAUGGAACUCCUGGAUCCUGUACUCAGAUUGAUUCGUUUAUCACCUUUACCAACUUCUCAUGGUUAACGGUAUUGGAUAUAUGUUUUCAGCCAUUUGACCAUCUACCACGUGAAAUAUGGCAAUUAUCCCAACUGAGGUGUCUUGCCCUUGCCAGUUUUAAUGUCCUCCCUCCAUCAGUGAGCAAUCUUUCGCAUCUUCAGACACUAAUUCGUUACAGUCACCAGGCUAGUAUUUGUUUGCCGGCAGAGAUAUGGGAGUUUAAACAAUUAAGGCAUCUCUAUUUCAGGAAGUGCUGCUACUUUCCUGAUAAUGCAUCAUCUGAACCAGAACGAUAUCUGGACAGGUUACUCUCUAAACUUGAAUUAACCGAGCUGCAAGCCCUGUCUUCUUCUCUGGGCAGCUCUAGUCGCUCUAAUCUUGCAUUAACCAAUCUGCAAACCCUUUUAAGGCAUCUCUAUUUCAGGAAGUGCUUCUACUUUCCUGAUAAUGCAUCUCAACCAGAAAGAUAUCUGGACAGGAUUCUCUCUAAUCUUGAAUUAACCGAGCUGCAAGCCCUGUCUUCUUCUCUGGGCAGCUCUAGUUGCUCUAAUCUUGCAUUAACCAAUCUGCAAACCGUUUUAAGGCAUCUCUAUUUCAGGAAGUGCUGCUACUUUCCUGAUAAUGCAUCUGAACCAGAAAGAUAUCUGGGCAGGUUUCUCUCUAAUCUUGAAUUUACCAAGCUGCAAGCCCUGUAUUCUUCUCUGGUCAGCUCUAGUCGCUCUAAUCUUGCAUUAACCAAUCUGCGAAUCCUUUUAAAGCAUCUUCGUUUAUGGAAGCACUUCGACUGUCAUGAUAAUGCAUCUGAACGAGAAAGAUAUCUGGACAGGUUUCUCUCUAAUCUUGAAUUAACCGAGCUGCAAGCCCUGUCUUCUUCUCUGGGCAGCUCUAUUCGCUCUGGCAGCUCUAGUCGCUCUAAUCUUGCAUUAACCAAUCUGCAAACCCUUUCUUACAUUACCUUCGGUAGUAUUACAUGGGGCGUCUUCAUAGGCAUGCCUAACCUGAAGAAGUUAGGAAUUCGCGAGAGUGAAGAAGAGUGCUUGACUGCUGAAGCAAUGUCUGGAAACCUCAAGAAGCUGAUUCUGCUGGAUCACCUUCAAACACUAAAGUGUUUCUUUAUCAAACGUUGGAUACUUCAACAAUGUGAUGUUUUCCCACCAACCCUCAAGAAAUUGACACUGCGGGGGUGCCAACUACCAUGGAACCAAAUGACAAUAGUGUGCAAGUUACCCAAACUCGAGGUGCUCAAGCUCAAGGAUUAUGCUUUCCAAGGAUCAGAAUGGGAGCCAACUGACGAACAUUUUCAGCAGCUAAAAUUCCUACUGGUGGAUGGGACUGAUCUUAUCCACUGGAAAGCCAGUUCUAUUCAAUUCCCUAAGCUUCAGAGUCUGGUCCUGAAAAACUGUUAUCGCCUGUCUGAGAUUCCCGAUGAGGUAGUGGAAAUACCUACAUUGCAGUUCAUUGAAUUGUAUCACUGUAGCUCUUCUGCAGACGACUCGGCAGAUAGGAUUCAAGAAGAACAACAUAGCAUGGGAAAUGACGAUCUUGUGGUGCGGAUCCACAAAUUUUUCAACUCUGAACCUUAAGGCCUGCGUUCUUUUGAAAUUUAGCG
Messenger RNA from Lycium barbarum (goji berry), 4027 nucleotides. Its product is annotated as putative late blight resistance protein homolog R1A-10. The transcript has 4 exons. Lineage: Eukaryota; Viridiplantae; Streptophyta; Magnoliopsida; Solanales; Solanaceae. Gene Ontology annotation, molecular function: ADP binding. The coding region runs from base 726 to 4001 and encodes 1091 amino acids. Gene Ontology annotation, biological process: defense response to other organism. The record is from RefSeq and is a predicted model, not a curated record.